This is a messenger RNA of Chroicocephalus ridibundus (black-headed gull), 1609 nucleotides long. RefSeq lists its product as uncharacterized. The coding region runs from base 560 to 1486 and encodes 308 amino acids. The transcript is spliced from 2 exons. NCBI's taxonomy places the organism in Eukaryota, Metazoa, Chordata, Aves, Charadriiformes, Laridae. The record is from RefSeq and is a predicted model, not a curated record.
CCGCAGGGCUGCGUUGGGGACAUCGGGGGACACCGGGGGCUGUGGGACCCUGUUGGGGCCAUUGGGGGACACCGAGGAAGGUGGCCGCGCUGGGGCCCUUCCGGGGACAUUGCCGGGGGACGCUGGGGGCUGCGGGGUCCCGUUGGGGACACGGGGGGGGGACACACCGGGGGGGGGGGGUGGCCGUGCUGGGGUGACGGGGCGGGUGACGUCCCCGCUGGCGGCGUCCCCUCGCCCAGCCCCCGUGGGCCGAGCCCGGCCCGAGCCGGGGCCUGUGUCCGGCCACCGCCGCGUCCCGGCCCCGCGUGUCCCCCCUCCGCGUCCCCUCCGCGUCCCCAAAGCCGCCGCCGCCACCUAUGGAGACCCCCGAGGCCACCGGGGCCAUCGUCCCCCCCGAGGUGUCCCCAGAGCUGCUGGAGCCGCUGGUGACUGUGGUGGCCAUCCUGGGCGAGCUGGGGGCCACCCCAGGGGACGUCCCCCUGGCCGUGUCCCCCUGGCCGUGCCACCGGGCUCACUGCGGGCCGGGCUGGUGGCCCUCAUUGCCGACGUGAAGCGGGCCAUGGGCCACCUUCAUGGAGAGGCCACCCGCCUCCAUCGUGCCCUGGCCACCGCCGGGGCCACCCCUGUGGCCACCCCUGAGCCUGCUGCUGUCCCGCCAGGGGAUCCCGCUGUCCCCAGGGCCACUGCGGGGGACCCUUGGACCACCGCGGCAACCAUCACCCUCAGGUGGCGGGAGGCGGUGGCCUCUGUGGAGGCCAUCUGGGCCAGGUUGGCAGGGGACGCUGUGCGUCUGCGGGACGCCUGUGGGAGCGCGGCCACCGCGGGGGCCACCGCUGAGGUCACCACGGACCACCUGGCAGCGGCGGUGGCCCAGCAGGACAAGGCGCGCCAGGAGCUGCUGGGGGCCACCCGGGCACUGCCAGUGACCUCAGAGGUGGCCACGAUGGCCGAGGCGGUGGCAGACCACGAGACACGGGUGGCCGAGGCCAGCGCGGGGCUGCAGGCGGCCACUGAGGCCACCGAGAAGACGGUGGUGGCCAUGGUGGAGACGGCGGUGGCCAAGGAACGGAGACGGGUAGCGGCGGUGGCCCACGAGCCCCUGGGACGCUUGGUGGCCGCCUGUCACGGGGCCACCUACUUCUACUGUCACCUGCGCCGCUGCCUCGAGGACAUCGAGGCCACCGUGGCUGCCAUGGCUGCUGGACACGGUGGCCCUGAGGGGACAGGCGGUGGCCCUGCGGCUCCUGGGGUGGCCCAGGAGGGUCCCGGUGUCCCCAGGGACCUGAUGGCAGCGGUGGCAGCGGCCGAGGGGCUGUGGGAGGCCAGCGCCCACCUGGCCAAGGGCCACCUCCUGGGGACGCUGCGGAUGGCGCGGGGACUGCUCGUCAAUCCUGGCGUCCCCGAUGCCACCGCGGCCACCACCGUGGCCCAGCGCUGCCGGGAUGCCACCGCCGCCCUCCCAGGGCUGCUGCGGGGACGGCGGUAGGGGACGGUGGCUUCGUUAGGGACCGAUGGCCUCGCUGGGGACCGGUGGCUUCUUCGGGGACCGGUGGCAUCAACACGUCACUGUUGCAUUCCUGGACCUGUGUCACUUUGUCCCCAACACGUG